Vigna unguiculata (cowpea) is the source of this 2879-nucleotide messenger RNA. Its product is annotated as putative disease resistance RPP13-like protein 1. The record is from RefSeq and is a predicted model, not a curated record. Lineage: Eukaryota; Viridiplantae; Streptophyta; Magnoliopsida; Fabales; Fabaceae.
GCCAAAAAAAUAAUCACAUGAAAAGUUAAUAUACAGACUAAUAAACUAAUAGAUUUUAACAUGUUUUUUUAAUAUAUAUCUAAAUUUAAAACAAAAAAUCGCUUAAUUAAUUAACAGUAUAAUAAUAGCCAAUCAUUCAUUGAAGGGAUUCAGCUGUUGAAGUAUGUGAUGUGGGGAAGACUCAGCAAUCAUUGGCGGCUUCACUAUCGCAGAAGAAAGUGUUGGCCAAAUACCUUAUUGCCCUUUCAAUACUACACUAACCCUGCACUGCACUGAGUCAUUGGCACAAGCUAGCAGCAGCACUUGAAUCCAUACCAUGGCAUUAGAAUUUGUUGGUAGUGCUCUUCUUUCUGCUUUUCUUCAGGUUGCAUUCGAGAAGCUAGCUUCUCCUCAAAUUCUCGAUUUCUUUCGUGCAAGAAAGCUUGACGAGAAGCUGCUGAACAAGUUGGAAACCAACCUGCACUCUAUCCAUUCUCUUGCUGAUGAUGCAGAGCGAAAGCAGUUCACAGAUCCACAUGUCAGAAACUGGCUGCUUAAGGUCAAAGAUGCUGUCCUUGAUGCAGAGGAUCUCUUGGAUGAUUUACAAAAUCUCUCCAAAAGCCAAGUGGAUGUUGAAUCUGAAUCUCAAACCUUUGCAUACUGUGCCCUAUUUCCCAAGGAUUAUAAGUUUGAAAAGGAGUGUUUGAUUCAGCUGUGGAUGACUGAAAAUUUGCUACAUUGUCAACACAGCAGAACUCCGGAAGAAGUUGGCCAACAAUACUUUAAUGAUUUACUAUCAAGGUCCUUCUUCCAACAAUUAGCUAGAAACGAAGAAGUAUUUGUUAUGCAUGACCUUCUAAACGAUUUGGCAAAAUAUGUUGGUGGAGGCAUAUAUUUCAUGUGGGAAUUUGAUAAAACAGAGAAGAUACAAAAAGUAACACGUCAUUUUUCAGUUGAACUUGGAUACAAACAACAUUUUGAUGGGUUUGGAAAGUUAUGUAAUACAGAAAAGUUACGUACAUUUAUUAUGCCAAAAGGUAGAGAGCUACCCGACUCUAUCGGCAAUCUUGAGCAUCUCCGAUCAUUAGACCUCUCCUAUACACCAAUAAAAAAAUUAACUGAAACGAUAUGUUCACUCUCCCACUUGCAAAUACUGAAGUUGAACUAUUGUAGAGAUUUGGAGGAGUUACCCUCAGAUUUGCAUUUACUCACAAAUUUGUGUCGACUUGAAUUUAUGAAGACUAAAGUGCGAAAAGUGCCACUGCAUUUGGGAAAACUGAAGAGUCUUAAAGUAAUGAUGAGUCCCUUUAUUGUUGGCCAUAGCAAGGAGUUCGGUAUUCACCGACUAGGAGAGCUAAAUCUUGAUGGAAGUCUAUCAAUUGAGGAGCUGCAGAAUAUUGAGAACUCUCUGGAUGCAUUAGAGGCAGAUUUGAAGAAUAAAACAAACCUUGUGAAGCUAAAGUUGCGAUGGGACUCGAGGAGGAAUGGGAACUCUAUUGAUUCAAAAAAGGAAGAGAAUGUAAUUGAGAAUCUGCAACCUUCCAAAAACUUAAAGGAGUUGUCGAUCUUUAGCUAUGGUGGCAAACAACUUCCAAAUUGGUUACUAGAAAAUUCGUUGAGGAAUAUGAUGUCCUUAGUGUUGGAGGAAUGUGAAUCUUGCCAACGUUUACCUCCCCUUGGACUUUUGCCAUUUCUCAAGGACUUGAGGAUUGCAAGAAUUGAUGGGAUAGUGAGUAUUGAUGCUGAUUUUCAUGGUAACAACUCCUCUUCAUUUAAAUCCCUUGAAACAUUGGAGUUCUCCUCUAUGAAACAAUGGGAAAAAUGGGAAUGCCAAGUUGUGAAAGGUGUUUUUCCAAAUCUUCAAAGACUUUAUAUAAAUGAUUGUCCCAAGCUGAAAGGAGAGCUCCCAGAGCAACUUUUUCCUUUGGAAAUACUAGACAUUAGAGACUGCCAACAACUUGAUGCUUCCGCUCCCAGAGCUGUAGUAUUACGAAUAAAAGACUAUGGAAAGCUGAAAAUUAACGGGGCUACUUUGACAGAGCUCAGCAUCGGCGGACACAACAAGGAAGUAUGGUUCAUGGAAAUGGUUGGGCACAUUGUUUCUUGCUCAUUUGAUUUGUGUAACGCUUGCCAAAUCAGUGAUGACUCUGUCUCUCUAUGGACCUUUCCAUUACAUUUCUUCCCGACACUCACGAUGCUUAGUCUCAAAGGAUUUAGUAAUUUACACAUGAUUUCACAUGAUCAAGCUCAUAAUCAUCUCCAAUAUCUGACAAUCAGGGACUGCCCAAAAUUUGAAUCAUUGCCUGCAAACAUGCAUAUGCUGCUUCCAUCUCUCACUAUGCUUAGCAUAAAAGAUUGUCCAAGACUUGAGUCCUUCCCUGAUGGAGGUUUGCCACCAAAUCUAUGUGAAAUGAGACUCAUGAAUUGCUCCAGACUUAUUGGCUUAUUGAAAGGUGCUUUGGGAGACAAUCCUUCUUUGAAAAACUUGUGGAUUGAAAAUGUGGAUGCAGAAUGUUUUCCUGAUGAAGGUUUGCUUCCUUUUUCUCUAACUUCUCUAAUCAUUACUUAUAGUCCAAAUCUAAUACAAUUGGACUACAAGGGCCUCUAUCAACUCUCAUCUCUCGAAACACUGACCCUUUACUCCUGCCCCAACCUCCGACGCUUACCAAAGGAGGGCCUUCCCAAAUCAGUUUCAUGUCUUGAAAUCGAUGAUUGUCCUUUGCUUGAACAACGUUGCAAGACUGGGAGAAGAUUGCUCACAUUCAAAAAUUGUACAUAUUGCAGUGAUGAUGUUUCUUAAGACUUAUGAUGAAACUUCUACAUAUACAUGCUUGCAUUAGGACAUUACUAAAUAAUUUGUAUGUGUAUAUAUGUUCUUAUAUAUGACCUUGAGUUCUUUA